ACCUUUCACUAUAAAACCUUCGGACACCUUUUGCAGUACCAUCAGUUGUUUCACACUCAUCAAUCCAGUCAGUUCGUAGUCCUUCGAAAAGGUCUCGCUAAGAAUCAGUUCCAAAAUGGUGCGAUUGUGCAGUGCUCUCCUGUUGGUGCUGAGCUUGGCAGUAGCUCAUGCAGUUGGCCGCCACGGAUUGAUAGGCGCAGUUGGCAAGCAUAAGGGAGCGGGAUCCCUUGCGACCUUGGGAUUAGGAUACGGUUUAGGAUACGGAUUGAACCAACUUGAAGGACACCAUGCACCGCUGGGACUGUAUGGACCUCACCCGCCGGCUGGAUUGUACUACGCUCCUACGUACGGUUUUGGCCACCGUCCCCACCACCACCACGGUCAUUACGGAUAUCCACACAAGUAUGGAGGUUACCCGAAACACGGAUUCCACGUCGGAUACGAAAUCGGUUACCAGGGCAAGCUUGGAUUCGUCAAUCUGAAGCGCGACAACCUGCGGCAGGUUCAGCUUUCCUUCGGUCUGGGCAAACCCCAGCACCAUCCUAAAGCUUAAGUCAAUCAAGUCACCAUAGUUAAGCAACACGACGACAAUCGCAGAACCCUACUCAGCCAACAACGACGCUUGGACAAUGUCUUCCCACAUUUCGGGGUUCGCAAAAAAGCGAAAACAAAGACCUGUGAACGCCACGCCAUCAAGUUCAAGGUCGAACAACUUAAAGUGGCUUCAUAAAGAACCAGCAGCCGCGACGAAACUAAACUGACAAAUUACACGGCUUUUGCAAACUCCCAUCCAGCGAAACAGAACCAACUUUUGGUUCUUUUGCCCAAAAAGUCGUGAAAUGAAUCAAAAGCCAACCAAAAAACGAGAGAGAAUAAACUAUCGACUAUCAACCUAACACACGAAAACUGCAGCCAAAAGAACACCUCAAACCCCCCAAAAAACCAAAGAAAAGUUGGAGUGAGUAGGACUGCGCCGCCGGGUGGAAACCAAAGAACGAGAGGUGGGCUGCAGCGACGAACAGCGACGACGCAACAGCAGCAGCAGUAGCAGCGUCGCAAACAAACAGACAGACAUAUGUUUGGGCAUGCAUCGAUGGGCGCGGAAGCUCCAUCACCUGACGAAAUGAUUGUGUAGUAAGGUUAUUGCAGGAACUGAUUUAUCUAGGCUAAUUAUAGACCGCGUUGUUUUAGUUACAUUA
This is a messenger RNA of Aedes albopictus (Asian tiger mosquito), 1199 nucleotides long. RefSeq names its product shematrin-like protein 1. The record is from RefSeq and is a predicted model, not a curated record. The transcript is spliced from 2 exons. The coding region runs from base 116 to 553 and encodes 145 amino acids. NCBI's taxonomy places the organism in Eukaryota, Metazoa, Arthropoda, Insecta, Diptera, Culicidae.